Bacidia gigantensis is the source of this 1548-nucleotide messenger RNA. RefSeq lists its product as uncharacterized. Gene Ontology annotation, biological process: glycerophospholipid biosynthetic process; lipid modification. NCBI's taxonomy places the organism in Eukaryota, Fungi, Ascomycota, Lecanoromycetes, Lecanorales, Ramalinaceae. The transcript is spliced from 6 exons. The coding region runs from base 1 to 1548 and encodes 515 amino acids. Gene Ontology annotation, cellular component: endoplasmic reticulum; membrane. Gene Ontology annotation, molecular function: 1-acylglycerophosphocholine O-acyltransferase activity; 1-acylglycerol-3-phosphate O-acyltransferase activity. The record is from RefSeq and is a predicted model, not a curated record.
AUGCUCCCCUCUAUCAAUCUACCUUUUAUCAAGUUAGCUGCCUCCUUAGGGGCUUCCGUGGACGAGCUCAAGCUUAUUGCCUCCUUUCUGUUCUCUUACCCUCUCGCGGCGGUUCUCAAACGUUUGCCGGACAACAAGCCAUGGCAGAAGAAUGCCUUUAGCAUCGCCGUCUCCUUAUUCUACCUCGUCGGCCUAUUUGACUUGUGGGCAGGUCUAAGGACCGUGCUCAUAAGCUCAGCCGGAGCAUACCUGAUUGCAUCCAAAGUAGCAGGCCCAUGGAUGCCAUGGCUUGGGUUCGUCUUCUUGAUGGGCCAUAUGUCAGUGAGCCACAUAUAUCGGCAAUUUGUCAACGACCCUAGCCUUGUCGAUAUCACGGGUUUAUUGGAUUUUGCGGGAUAUGUUCUCUUCUUCCCGUCCCUCUUUGCAGGACCUGCAUUUGACUACGUUGAUUACCGUCAGUGGAUAGAAGCUACCAUGUUCGAUGUGCCACCAGGCACAGACCCAGCUCAUUAUCCCAAGACGCGGAAAAAGAGGAAGAUCCCUCGCAGCGGUACACCAGCCGCGAUCAAAGCAGUGAUCGGACUGUUUUGGAUAUUAGCGUUCCUCCAAUUCUCGAGUUGGUACAACGCUAGUCUUGUCUUGGGUGACUCCUACAUGCAACAUGGCUUUCUUCGAAGAGUAUGGCUUCUAGAAGCUUUAGGCCUGACAACAAGGAUGAAAUAUUACGGCGUCUGGGCUCUCACUGAAGGAGCAUGCAUACUCUCGGGUAUGGGAUAUAAAGGCAUCAAUCCAAAGACUGGCAAGAUCGAUUGGAACAGAUUGCAAAAUGUGAAUCCUUGGGGCAUCGAGACUGCACAAAACUCGCGGGCUUAUCUCGAAAACUGGAACAUGAAUACGAACAAUUGGUUGCGGUACUACAUGUAUCUGCGAGUGACUCCGAAAGGGAAGAAACCGGGUUUUCGAGCCAGCUUAGCAACCUUUGUGACAAGCGCUUUUUGGCAUGGCUUCUAUCCUGGAUAUUAUUUGUCCUUUGUUUUGGCCGCUUUCUUGCAGACAAUCGCAAAAAACUUUCGCCGCCACGUGCGGCCAUUUUUCUUGACGACAGACGGGCAACAGCCGACAAAGUACAAGGUGUAUUACGACUUGAUGUCGUAUAUUGCUACGCAAACUGCCUUUUGCUUCACGACUGCUCCGUUUGUGCUACUUACGCUUCCCGACUCCAUACUAGUUUGGGCGCGUGUGUAUUUCUACACUGUGAUUGGGGUCAUCCUGUCGACGGCGUUCUUUGCCUCGCCCGGGAAAUUGUGGCUCAUCAAGAGGCUCAAAGCAAGAAAUCAGAGCGCCGUACCAAAAGCUCAGAAAGAAAAGAUCCAUCAACAGCAAUUAUUAGGGCUUCCCGAAGAUCCCGGUGCAGAUAUCGGAGAAGUAGUCGCUGAGAUAAAAUCAGAAGUUGAAGCUAGACAACGACGAGGAAGCAAGAUAGAAAUGCCAACAGCCGAAGAGAUGAGGAAGAUUAUCGGUGAAAAGACGGGUAAAAAACUUGAUUGA